Messenger RNA from Pistacia vera, 1458 nucleotides. RefSeq lists its product as uncharacterized. The record is from RefSeq and is a predicted model, not a curated record. Lineage: Eukaryota; Viridiplantae; Streptophyta; Magnoliopsida; Sapindales; Anacardiaceae.
AUGGGCGUGAAACAUCAAUCUUGCAGAAACUCUUCUUCUUCUUCUUCUUGUUCUAACUUCCUCCCUGUCAGAUAUUCAACAAUUCUCACUUUAGCCCUCUUCUUUACCUCCUUUUAUCUCUUCAUUUCGCCUUUUAGGAAUCUCCCGGAACCGUUUUCUUUGACAGAGGAAAACCCUUUUAGUGGGGACCUUAGAUAUGCUAAAUUUCCAUGGAACAAACUUUAUUUUGGGCCAUCAUUUGAAAAGCUGAAGCUUGCGGUUUUCUCCAAGACAUGGCCGAUUGGUGCUGCCCCUGGUGGCAUGGACCGCCAUGCCUCAACUUUAUACCAUGCUCUUGCUGCCAGGGGACAAGAAGUUCUUGUCUUCACUGUGCCUUCAGAUAGAAAGUUUCACCAUGACAUUCACGACGGAAACCUUCAUGUCUACUUUGCGGCAAACGAUCAUGGUUCUGUCAAUUGUUCUUUGGCGUUUGAGAUAUUCCACAAGCUUAAUAACAAUGGCGCUUUUGAUUAUGUCCACACAGAGAGUGUUUCCCUGCCCCAUUAGCGUGCAAAAACGGUGCCGAACGUGGCUGUCACUUGGCAUGGUAUUUGGUAUGAAAUUAUGCACUCAAAGUUAUUGGAAGAACUUUUCUCAAACAGAAAUGGGAUUUUGCCUGGCCCUAUGACAGAGCUUCAAGAAGCAAUGCCGAGGCUUAUCGAGGAGAUUAGAUUAUUUUCGAGCUAUGCACAACAUAUUUGCCCAAGCAAUAGCGCAGGUAGGGCACUAGUUUCCAUAUAUCAGCUCCCACCAAGUAAUGUACACGCCAUAUAUACUGAAUUGAGUUCAUGACAAGGAAUUUGUCCUUGACCCGGCGCAAGGUUUCGAGAAAAGCAUGGUGGUCCUGAAAAUGUGAGCCUUGUGAUGGGAGUUGCAGGCCGUUUAGUUAGGGACAAAGGACAUCGCCUUCUCUAUGAAGACUUUUCUUUGAUAACCAUGCGAAAUCCCGGUGUAUAUCUACUUGUUGCAGGAUCAGGUCAAUGGGGAAAAAGGUAUGCAGAACUAGGCCAAAAUGUGAAGGUUUUAGGUGCAUUGGAACCUCAAGAGCUAUCUGAAUUUUAUAAUGCAAUUUAUGUGUUUGUAAAUCCAACAUUUAGGCCUCAAGGGCUUGAUCUUACUUUGAUAGCGAUGCAUUGCGGCAAAACUGUUUUGACGCCCAAUUAUCCGAGUAUAGUUGGGACAGUAGUUGUGAAUGAACAACUUGGGUACACAUUUUCAUCAAAUGUGAAGUCAUUUAUUGAGGCAUUGGAGAUGGUAAUUAGAGAUGGACCUCAAGUUUUGCAGAGGAAAGGCAUGGCCUGCAAGGAACAUGCGCUUUCGAUGUUUACUGCAAACAAAAUGGCAUCAGCUUAUGAGAGAUUCUUCCCAUGCAUGAAGAACACUAAAUACUGUCACUACCCUCUUCACACAGAUUGUUAG